AAGUGCAGGGACGCACAGAGACGAGCAGCAGCAAGACGAGGUCAUACUUGGAUCAGCACUCAACCGAUAGAUUGCAGGCAGCGGGGAGGAAUUGCGCUGAUUAAGGAGCUCAUCAGUCGCCGUGGACGAUCGUCCGAGUCCGAACGAACCCAUACCAACCCAGCGAAACGAACGAACGAGCCGAGCCAGCAGUCCCAGGAGCUACCAAUAGAUUAAAUUCCAGUUCAGUGCAGGCGGAAUUGAGUGACGAUUGUGCCAGAUAGAUCAAUCAUCAGCAUCAUCAGACGAUCAGAUCCAGAACAGCUCGCUUCUCUCGUGACAGUUGCGCGUAUAUUUUCCUUAUUUUCCAGCGCUGGUGUGAGCCCGGAAGAAGAGUUUCGUGACAGGAGAAGAAGAGUCGCCACGAGAAGACCGACGGCCGAGGAGCCAAAGGAGCGCGAAUUCGGCUCGACACUGUUCGCUGCGCUGCGACCGUGAAGUCAGUAUUUUAGGCGCCGAGACCAGUCAUUGUCGGGGUGGUAGAGAAAUUUCCAAGCUGAAGAGAGCGUGCGGAGUGGACUUCGUGAGCGACUCCGUUUCGAUCAGGGGCGAUAUCCUUAGCUCUCGGCCGCAGCUGCCUGUACUCGCAAUCCUGCACCCGCAAUACGGCAAGGUCUUUGACCCGGGAGGAUGGGCUCUCUGAUGGCCGGCUGGCAGACCAAGCCCAGAAACGCCCAGCAAGCGGCUCUGAAGCGAUCUACGUCAUCCAUGACCAAUGACGAAGUUACCAGAUACUGGCGUGCCAAGGAAAACUCCAUCAAGGAGCAUCUCGAGGAAGCGCAAAUGGCCGCUGGCUUUUUCAAGGCAUACCAAAAAUUCGAGAUGAACGACGACAGCUACGACAUCAAAGAAGGCGCCGUGAGCCUCCUCCCGUCGGCACCGACGCUCAAUGGUCCUCAAGACGCGGGCAAGGGUCGCAAAGCGGACUGGUGGACCAAGAGCAAAUUCGCCUACCUGAAUGAGCCGCCGCUGGUCAACGAGGGCAAGCAGAACCGGUACUUGGCACAGUUCGAAGUGGCAACGAAGGGACGCGAUAAUGUGAUCGCCGCGAGGGCUCGCUGUCUACUCAACGCGAAUAGCGCUUGCUUCUACAAUUACUAAGCCCAUCCGCUGCAGACCGACCGACCGACAUGGUAACAGAAGCAUGAUCGCGCUGAUUGCGUGUGCGUUUAGGACUAUGCAAAUCUGUCCAACUGUCCAUGUAAUGUGCUAGUGUAUAUAAUAGUGGCCGGAGUGCCCUGGAUAGAUUGAUUGAUAGAUGUCCAUACUAGAGGUAGAGAGAUUGAGCUCGAGGCGCCCCGUCCAUGGAAUCGAAGUAGAAACCUGUGGGCUGGGAGAUUUGUUAUUUGUUGUAUAAAAUAGGCGCUUGCAGGUACAUCACAACACCAAAAAAUGAGAUGACAGAGCCUGUUCGGACCUGUUCGAUUCCCUCGCGUAGAUCGAGGUGUGGUUGAGCUUGGUGAUGGUGUGGAAGAUGUGUAGUGCUUUAGUCAUUAGUUGUCACCAUUUUGUACAAAUACAGCAAGAUCUGAGUCUGCUCCAUGGUAGUCAGCAUGGGUGUGGAUCGGCAGGGUUAGGUGUGUAGGCGUGUAGGCAGACAGUGUAGGAUAGCUGCGAGCUUCCGAUUCUCCUAUUAGUUACGGUCGCUGGAGCUUCGACCCCCGACAACGACGAUGAAAUCGAUGAUCAUGAGUAGGAGAUGAGCAGAAGUUCUCCAUGAGAUAACAAUACGGAGUGCAAGUGGGCAGAGGCCCAUGCAGUGCCAUGUCAGGCCGUAUGCCCACUGUCACUCCCACUUUCUUCACGCCACAGGCUUAUGCCCACUGUCACCACAUGGAAGCUCCUUACCGACACCCCGCUAUUUCUGGACGUGUUGAUCCUUGUGUGCAAAAGCUUGCUGGAUGAUCGUGGUCGGCAACGAGGAUUUGGGUGCGACUUGGGUAGACCACAGAUGUCCAAGUAGAUACGUACUCGGCAUAGAAUAUAUAGUACGAACGAAUGACCGUGCGGGUUCAGCUGGUCAUUCGCUCGAUCAAGUUGUGGUCUCCUGAUAACCUUUUCAUGUACCUCAAGUGAACCUUUUCAAUACCUCGACCUCAGCUCUUUCACCUGUCCUGUUUUCAAGCGAAAUCUGCCACCAAUCCGCUCUGAGACGCUUUAUGCUUCCAUAGUCAAUUUGUCCUGAUCGGACGUUCAGUCCGAAGACCUCCUCCUACGCACACCAACACCGGUACCUUUUCUUUCAUCAUGAUGAUACAUGUGUACAAACCAGCAAUAAAAGGUCUGGCUGGGUUUCCACCACUUUGCCUUUCCUCUUCUAUCA
This is a messenger RNA of Marchantia polymorpha subsp. ruderalis, 2362 nucleotides long. The record is from the annotation of a GenBank genome assembly. Lineage: Eukaryota; Viridiplantae; Streptophyta; Marchantiopsida; Marchantiales; Marchantiaceae.